GCACAAACUGUGUGUGUUCUUCCAGCCUUCAAGGAGAUGAAAUCUCUUGGAGCUGAGAGCUACAAAACCUUUGAUGAUGGUGCAAAGGUCGAUUAUGCCUGUUACGCUCUCCCCGCCUUCACCGUUGACUUUGUCUGCAGAGAAAGAUGGGUUAGCUGCAAUAAGAGCAGGUCUAGAUAAAGUGAAAAUAUUUGGACACUGUGUAUCAGCUGGAAGAGCUAAAGUACUCCGUGAAGAAGCUAUUGCCACUGUCGAUAGGUUUUAUAUUGAAGAUAAGGAUUGGACUCACAGUUCUUCACUUGAUUCGGAUUCGCUGGAUGGUGGGAAUGAGGAUUCAUGUGUUAGGAAGCCAUUAGGCUAUGAAAAACUCGCCCAUGCAAACCGUGUGGCAGAAUUGCUUCUCCCUGGAACAAAGACCAACAAUGGAGAUGAUGAAUGUUGGAUAUAUUGUGGCAAUGGUGCAGGAUGCUUAGAAAAGGAUGAUAUUGAUAAUUCACAAACAAGACAGAACUCAAUGAGCAAAAUCUUGUCAUGGAGGAAGAGGAAGUUGAGCUUCAAAUCUCCUAAAUUUAAAGGAGAGCCUCUUCUGAAGAAACAUUAUGGUGAAGACGGUGGAGACGACAUCGACUUUUACCGUAGGCAGCUCAGCACAAAUGAGCUUUUCUCUUGGUGGUAUAGUUUGGAGUUAUCAGCAGCUGCAUUUGGGGACGAUAACUUCGCUGUAGGUACUUGGGAGCAGAAGGAGAUAACUAGCCGUGACGGAGGCUUGAAGAUCGAAACUGAAGUCUUCUUUGCCUCUAUUGAUCAAAGGAGCGAACGUGCUUCUGGGGAAAGCGCCUGCACGGCUCUAGUUGCUGUUAUUGCUGAUUGGUUGCUAUCCAACCAAGAAGAAAUGCCUGUCAAGUCUGAACUGGACAAUUUGAUCAGAGAAGGAUCAGCAGAAUGGAGGAACCUUUGUGAAAAUAAAGACUACAUGGAACAGUUCUCUGAUAAACACUUCGAUCUUGACACGGUAAUUGAUGCAAAAAUCCGACCUCUAUCUGUUGUUGCAGAGAAGUCAUAUGUUGGAUUCUUCCACCCAGAAGGGCUGGAGGAAGAGGGUGUUUUCGAGUUCCUCAAAGGCGCCAUGUCUUUUGACACCAUAUGGGAUGAAAUCAGCCUACUAGCAGCAGACCAUCAAACAAGUGUAGGCGAAUCGAUAGUAUACAUUGUGAGUUGGAAUGACCACUUCUUCAUCCUGAAGGUUGACAAGGAUGCUUACUACAUCAUAGAUACCUUGGGCGAGCGGCUGUACGAAGGGUGCAAUCAGGCAUACAUUCUGAAAUUCGACAAGGAGACAGUAAUUCAUAGGUUACCAAACAACACAAAGGCAUCAGAGGAGCAAACCUCCAAUAACACAAACGAGUCAAAGAGCACGGCGCCAUCAGAUGAGGAAACAUCCAUUGACACAACACAAUCAAAGAGCUCUGAGCCAGCAAAGGAGAAAAGCACCAUUAACACAAAUCAAUCAAAGAUCUCAGAGAUAUCACAGGUGGAACCAUCUAUCGAGGUGCCACAACUAAAGAACACAGAGAUUAUGGAGGAAACUCCCUCCAUUGAUGUCAUGCAACCAAGCGACCCUGAAGAAGCAUCAACACCAGAACCACCGAGUAGCCUGAAAGAAGCAUCAACUGAAAAGAAAGAUGAGUCAACAAAUAGUGAUAUAAAGCAAGAGGUUGUGUGCACAGGGAAGGAGUGCUGCCAGGAGUACAUCAAGAGCUUUCUUGCUGCACUUCCGAUCAGGGAAUUGCUGGAAGAUGUGAAGAAGAACGGUUUGAAUUCAUCAACACCUCUUCAUCAACGGCUGCAAAUAGAAUUCCACCGUGCCAAAGUGAUUCUAGAGGCAUCGGAUCAAAUUUUGGCAAGCAACGCUUGAGGUUAAUUACAUAAGCUGACUCAAAAGCUCUGUUUCAGUUCUUAUUAACUUUUGAAGAAUCUUGUUUUAGACUACAGUAGUAAGGAAUAAAGUAAAUAAUGAAGAGGCAUAAAUUAAAUGUUCAUAAUGCCCAUUUAUUCCUUGCUCAAUUAUUGCUUCACAGAACUUAUGAUAUAAUUUUCUUAUAAAAUAAUGUGUAUGUAGCUCACCAUUUGAUAUUGAGCUGAAAUGACAAAACUUGAAUCA
Cucurbita moschata (crookneck pumpkin) is the source of this 2161-nucleotide messenger RNA. RefSeq lists its product as uncharacterized. The transcript has 3 exons. The record is from RefSeq and is a predicted model, not a curated record. NCBI's taxonomy places the organism in Eukaryota, Viridiplantae, Streptophyta, Magnoliopsida, Cucurbitales, Cucurbitaceae. Bases 74 to 1915 code for a protein of 613 amino acids.